AUGGUUCGGACGGCAGCACCAGGAGGCGCGGGCGGCAGCCAGCAGCGGCCGGUGACGGAAGAGGAGACGCCACCCAUAGCCAUGUUCGCCGUGCCGCCUGUCUACUCGAUCGUUUGUGGCGUGCUUUACUGCCCCCUCAUGCUGUCCUACUCUAACGCCUGGAACGCGUGGGUGCGCGCGAUCAAUCGUCCGCCAACGCCGUCGGCGUCGGGGGGCACGGAUAUGCUGGAGUUGCUCACCGCUCUUUACGCGGGCCUGGCCGUGAGCCUCACGCUCGAUGGGCAGCAGCCGGGGAACAUGGAGAGCCCCAGCCUCUUUAGUUCGCUAUGGGGCAACGUCGCGGGCACCGUCAUCGCGUUCCCGCUCUCCAUCCUCACCUGGCAGCUCCACACCGACAACUGGAGAGGCUGGGGCAGCCUGGUGCCGUUCACCAGCCUCGGCAGGCUCCACUGGCGUGCCCUGCCGGCCAAGUAUUUCGAGUUACUGGCUCUGAACGUACUCAAAGUGCGGCUGGCCGAUGCGGUGACCUCGGUGACGGGCAUUGGUUGCGAACCGCUGGGAUGGCUCGCCAGCGACGUCAAGAACCACCAAGACGACCCCGAUUUCUACGACGAAAGGGAGGAACGGUCCACCGCCAGGGUGAUCGUGGACCGCGCUCGGCUUUGGGCCAUUGGCACGGUCGGCUCCUGGCUCUCCAGCCUUGUCCUUGUGGGCAUGCAGGUGCCGGCGGCGAUCGUGUGCCAUCGCAUGCUGGCCGAGCCGGGCCGCUUUGGAUCGGUGGUGGAGUGCGUGCGGCACAUCUGGGCGAGCGAAGGCCUGAGCGGCUUCUACCGCGACCUGCCCCUCUUCAGCCUCCUGAUCAUCAACGAGCUCAUGUGA
This is a messenger RNA of Acanthamoeba castellanii str. Neff, 879 nucleotides long. RefSeq lists its product as uncharacterized. The record is from RefSeq and is a predicted model, not a curated record. Bases 1 to 879 code for a protein of 292 amino acids. The transcript is spliced from 8 exons. Lineage: Eukaryota; Discosea; Longamoebia; Acanthamoebidae.